AUGGAGAACAGAAAUCUUUAUAUCUAUGCAAAAAAGUUUAAUUUACAUUAUCCAGAAACACUUGAUGAAUUAAACUUUCAUAUUUUAAGUAAUCCGUUAUUUAAUUUAAUGGAAAAAAAAGCUUUUUUUCUUGAUAUGUGUGAUUUAAAAAAAGAAAAAAAAAAAUUUUUGUUUGAGGAAGAAGAAAAUAUAAAAGAUAAAGACAAAAUAAAUUUAUUAAAUACAUAUUAUAGUGAUAAUGAACGUCUAUUAUAUUCUCUAUUAGCUUCAUUAAUAGAAAAUAAAAUAUACUCUUUCGAAGGAUAUAUAAUUUCAUCAUUUGUGAUAAAAUUAAAUUCUUCUUAUUAUAGUGCAUGGAUAUAUAGAAGAAAAUGCUUAAAAAAAUUAAAUUUAAAUAUUUUAAAUGAUUUAAAAUUUACUAAAUUCAUAAUUAGCGAUAAUAUUAAAAGUUUUCAGAGUUGGUUUCAUAGAAGAUGGCUUGUUGAAUAUAUUUAUAAAUUUAAUGAAAAAGAAGAAAAGAAAAAGGACAAGAAAGAAAAGAAAAAAGAAAAUGAAAAAGAAAAAAUAAUAAAAAAUAAUUGUGAAAAUGUGUCAGAUUCAAAGACAGAGGUUCCUGAUGAUUACUUCGAUGAUGAUUACAAUUUUAUGAGUGAUAAUGAAAAUAACAGUAUACCAAAGGAUGAAUAUGAUGAUGCUUUUAAUGAAGGAUUUAUUAGUAAUUGUGAUGAAAAAGAUUUUGAAAUAAAAAAAAAUAACAUUAUUUUAUACGAAGAUUUACAAAAUAUAAUAGACAAUUGUAAUUUUUUUAAAAAUGCAAUAAAACCGAAUGAAAUAAUUAAUAUAAAUGAAUUUUUAUAUGAAGAAAUGCUUUAUAAUAACUGUGAUAUAUUUAUUGAUACAAAAAAUUAUAAUUCGUGGGCUCAUAAAACUUGGCUAGUUGAAAAAUUUUCCAUUUUUAAAAAUAAAUACCUUUGUGAAAAAUAUAAAAUUUUGCUACAUGAAAUUAAUUUUAUUAACUAUUUUUUAAAAAGCGAUAUAUAUAAUAAUUCCGUAUGGGUAUACAGGUAUUUUUUGUUUAAUAAAUUAAAAUAUAUGAAUCAAAUAACUAAACUAGAAAAAGAAAUUACUUUAUGUUUAACUUAUUCCAAGCAAUUUUAUGAUAAUGAAUCCCUUUUUAAUUAUUUUCUCAAUAUAUUAUUUAAAUAUAUAGAAUUAUAUAAAAAACAAGAAAAAAAAAAUAUACAAGAUAUUUUUGAUAUAUCUAUUGUUCAAAAUAUUAAAAAUGAAUUGACAGAUUUACAAAAAAAAUCAAAAUUUGUUUUACUUUUCUUAUCUCAACUGUAUUGUUAUAACAAAUCCUAUUAUGAAGUAAUAAAGUGCUACAGAUAUCUUGAAAAUAAUGACGAUUUCAACGAUCAAGUUUGGAGAUAUAAAAUAGAAGAUGCAGAAAAAAAACUUAAAGCAUAA
Plasmodium relictum is the source of this 1467-nucleotide messenger RNA. RefSeq names its product protein geranylgeranyltransferase type II, alpha subunit, putative. The record is from RefSeq and is a predicted model, not a curated record. Lineage: Eukaryota; Apicomplexa; Aconoidasida; Haemosporida; Plasmodiidae. Bases 1 to 1467 code for a protein of 488 amino acids. Gene Ontology annotation, biological process: protein farnesylation; protein geranylgeranylation. Gene Ontology annotation, molecular function: protein farnesyltransferase activity; CAAX-protein geranylgeranyltransferase activity. Gene Ontology annotation, cellular component: cytoplasm; protein farnesyltransferase complex; CAAX-protein geranylgeranyltransferase complex. The transcript has 2 exons.